AUGCCACGUUCUUACCUCGUCGUCGGUGGCGCCGGAUUCUUGGGCUCGCAUAUCGUGCAGGCUUUGGUCGCCCGUGGGAACAGUGCGGUUGCUGUAUACGACGUGAAGACCCCCGUUGAUGAAGACAGAGUCGCUGGCGUUGAGUACUUUAUAGGUGACAUUAUUGACGAGGUCAGGUUGGUCGAGGUCUUGAAUAAGGCCCAGGUCGACUUGUUAUUCCACGCUGCCUCCCCAGUCCACGGUUUGGAUGACAGUUUGUACUUCAAAGUCAAUCAACACGGCACAGAAAAGGUCCUGUCGGCGUGCAGGGAGGCUAAAGUCACGAAGUUGGUGUACACUUCGUCGACGGGCGUUGUGUGGACUGGAGCGACGUUCAAUGGCAUCGACGAACUGAAGGCAAAGAUGCCGGCACAGGGUUACGAUGCAUAUCACCAUACCAAAGCUAUAGCAGAGAAGCUUGUCCUUGCUGCGAACGAUGAAAGCGACAACUUUCAAGCUGUCGUUCUGAGGCCUUGCGGAAUGACUGGGGAAAGGGACAGUCAACUCAUCUGGCGCCUGGCGAAGGUACUCAACGACGGACAGCAAAAUGUGCAAAUUGGUGACAACAGCAAUCUUGUUGACUAUCUUUACGCUGGGAAUGCCGCUGAUGCGCACGUCCUUGCCGCGGAACGUCUUUUCGAUGCUCCACUAACAGUUGCGGGAGAGGUUUUCUUCAUCACCAACGGUUCUCCGAUGCGCCAAUGGGACUUUUCGCGCAUGGUUUGGAGGGAACUCGGCGACGACGGCUCCAAGACAGCCAUUGUAAUUCCCCGUAGCAUUGGUCUCAUUUUGGCCACUUUGGCCGAACUUUGGUGCCGUAUUACAGGAACCAAAACUGAAUUCAAUAGAUUCAGUGUCAGAUACGUUACUGCUACACAAUGGUACAAUAUAGACAAGGCCAAGAAGCUCUUGGGUUAUGAACCCAAAGUUUCUUUAGAGGAGGGUGUUCGUCGUACCGCAAACUGGUGGAAAGAAGUUGGUAGCACACGGCACGCGCGUGAGCGACACUCGUAA
Pleurotus ostreatus (oyster mushroom) is the source of this 1053-nucleotide messenger RNA. RefSeq lists its product as uncharacterized. Lineage: Eukaryota; Fungi; Basidiomycota; Agaricomycetes; Agaricales; Pleurotaceae. The transcript has 5 exons. Gene Ontology annotation, biological process: steroid biosynthetic process. Gene Ontology annotation, molecular function: 3-beta-hydroxy-Delta5-steroid dehydrogenase (NAD+) activity. The coding region runs from base 1 to 1053 and encodes 350 amino acids. The record is from RefSeq and is a predicted model, not a curated record.